Messenger RNA from Anthonomus grandis grandis, 4145 nucleotides. RefSeq names its product DNA repair protein complementing XP-C cells homolog (gene Xpc). Gene Ontology annotation, cellular component: nucleus; nucleotide-excision repair factor 2 complex; XPC complex. Gene Ontology annotation, biological process: mismatch repair; nucleotide-excision repair. The record is from RefSeq and is a predicted model, not a curated record. The transcript is spliced from 10 exons. Gene Ontology annotation, molecular function: single-stranded DNA binding; damaged DNA binding. The coding region runs from base 293 to 3901 and encodes 1202 amino acids. NCBI's taxonomy places the organism in Eukaryota, Metazoa, Arthropoda, Insecta, Coleoptera, Curculionidae.
ACAAUUCUAAUAGCAAGCACAACACUGGGGAUGACAGUCAUGUACCAGGAAGAAAACUGUGAAAUGGGGCGCGAAAGCAAUAUGUCAAGACUGUCAUAACAAAAAACAAAGCGAUAGCGGUUAGCGGUAGGAAUUAAGAAGUAAACAAACAUUGAGAAUUUCUUAAAUAUUUGCAAAAUAUUUCACAAGUCUUUUUUUGAGGCACUUUUAGAGGAGCCAGAAAGACUUAUUCGCUUAAAUAUUAUAUAAUAACCUUUAAAUUUGUGGUAAACUUUUGCCCUUGCAAUAGGCCAUGAAGCGGAAUAGAAAGGUUAUUAAAACUUAUGUGGAGGAUAGUCAUAGUGAAAAUGAAGAAUCUUCGCAAAAACCACGCAUUAACCCAAAAAAUGUGUCUCGAAAUACCUCCAAUACAGACCAUGGCUACUCUUCUAGUUCCAGUGAGAGUGACAUUGAAAAAUACCUCCACAAACCAGAAAAGUUAGAUUUAAAUUCUGAUUUUUUCAGUACCAAUGGUGUGACUACAGCAGAUAAAGCAAAAGUAAAAACUCUUGCAUCAAAAAAUAUAAGCCUGAGUGACUCUGAAUCCUCCAUAUCAGAAGAUGAAUUAAAAGUCAACAAGUCAAAACUCGAAAAUGAAUCUACGACCAAGCCAACAAAGGAGGAGCCCAAGCCAGAAGAUCCUGGUCCCUUAUAUUUAUUCAGUCAGUUUCAAAACUACACCAAACAAAUUGAAGAAACGAAGAGGCAGGUUGAAAUUUGCAUCUCCAAGAAAGUAGCCAAAGAAAAAAAAAUUGAUAUAUCUGAGAUGUUGGCAGCAGGAGAAAAAAUAGAGGGACUCACUGUUGAUGAUCUGCAUUCAAGUGAUUUUGAGUCGCAUGACUCAGAACAAGAAGAUUGGGAGGAGAUCAAAAACAAGGGGUCACAGGAGAACCAAGAGCAGAAUAUUAUUCCUGCAAAGAGUCUGGAGAUUGUGGUUGAUAUGCCUGAUAAUGUUAAGAAGAAGAAAGGUAUUGACCUAAUGGCAGCUCUAAAACGGCGGCUAAACCGUAUCCGUAAAGAGAACCAAGUACUAGUCCACAAAGUCCACUUGCUUUGCUGGAUAGUCCAUGGCAAUUACAUCAACUCGGCGAUCAACGACACCCAAACCAUGGCAAUGGCAUUAUCCCUUUUACCUUCAGAGCAAUGCUAUCCUCCCGACAGAACCGAUUUGUCUUAUCUGGAGCAAAUCACUGCUUGGUAUAAAAGAACUGUUAAACUACUCGAUAAAACCAUUCAAGAGGAUGUACCGCUCGUACAAAGCUUACAAGCACAAAUUGCCAAGAAAGAGGCUUACAAUAAGAAAAUGCUCGCUCUAAUUUUUGCUGCUAUACUUAGGGCGCUGGGGAUCCAGGUGAGGAUUGUAAUGUCAUUGCAAGUUGAACCCUUAAGACCGCCAGCUAGUGAACUACAUUCGCUUAGCAAGAAAGAUGAGAGAAAUGGUCCUUCGACUUCUAGGAGGCACACUGUAAAAAAAAUGGAUCCUAUAGCAGAAGUUUCAAAAUCAACCCCUGUGAAAAAAAGUACAGUGUCAGCAAAGCCUCAGAGGAGACAAGCUUCUAAAUCAGAAUCAAAUACUGCCUCAUCAGAAUUGGAAAAAGUUGAAAGGAAAUCCAGGGCGAAAAGUUCUGAUAAACCAGAAAUCUCAGGGAAUAAACUGAAAUCUCAAGAAAAGAAGAAUGCUUCUCCCACUUCUAAAAAGCAGCUUGAAAUAAGUAAGGCGAAUAUAAAGAUAGCAAUUCAGCCACCAACACCUCCAAAGAAAGCAAAACCUAGAAGGUUGGAAAUAGUUCCAAAAAAUACAUUGGAAACCUCUAGCAAUAUAAAAAAAGGUGCAAGAAAACGUACUAAAAGUACAGAAAGUAUGGAAUCAAAUCCCGCAGCUCGCAAUACCAGAAAACGCUCGAACAGCACCGAAAGCCAACUUAAUAAAAAUGUAUGCGAGCCAACAGGAAAGCGUACGAAAACCUCGGAGUCCCUUAAACAGACUACCAAAAAACUAAAAGUAAACAUUCAAGGUUUGACCAGUAGGGCGCGCUCUGCAAGUACCGAAAGCGUCAGUUCUAUUGAAGCCAAACCAAAAAGAGUAAAAAGUGCCGAGAAUCUUCAUUCAGCCAAACCUGUUACGAGGAAAAGGGGAAAUGCUGCAGAAAGUAAUGAUUCACGUGUCUCUACUGAACCCAAAAAAAGAUCUCGAGCUACCAAAAAGGUGCCACAGUUGGACGGUUUGUUUGACAGCGAAUCUGAUUGGGACAUUAAUCUGUUGCAAGUUGACGGGGCUAAUGAUGAGCCCAAGAAAGCGGCCAAGUCUAAAAAAUCCCCAAAUCUAAAAGCUCUGAGGAAACCCACUGUUUCUUCAGCAAAACCCAAUUUGAAAUCCCUAACUGCAUCUAAAAAGGAGCAAUAUUCGGAUUCCGAUAGCGAUUUUGAACCAGCUGGCGGAAGCCCCUUUAAGAAACAAAUGGAAAAAGCUGCACCGGAUUUAAAAAAAUUGCAAAUAAUCAAAGCUGGAAAAAAAGAUAUUACCAACGAUAUAGUGCAUCUUGUAAAAAAAAGGAUCUCGGAACAAAAAAGGACUGACCGAAGCAAAUUAGCAAAUAGGCAUCAACAUCAUGGAAGCGAUAGCGAUAGCGACUAUGUACCAGAAGCCAGAAAUAAGAAGCAGCCUCGUGACAGUGAAGAUGACUUUGUACCCAAAACUAAAGUAAAAAGAAGAAUCCCUGCACGUCCGGUGUUGUCAGAUGACGAGGGCGAAAAAAAGAAAAAAAUCGGCAACGACGUUUGGGUCGAAGUGUUCCUGGAAGCUGAAGAAAAGUGGAUUAGCGUAGAUGUCGUCUUCGGGCAGGUCCAUUGUGUCAAAGAAAUUUCGCAACGAGCCACUCAUCCGAUCACUUACGUAUUAUCAUGGGAUAAUAACAACAAAAUAAAAGACCUCAGUCUAAGAUACUGUCCGAACUUCAACACGGUUACAAGGAAGUUACGUAUCGACCAAAAAUGGUGGACUCAAACUUUGAAACCGUACAUCGGCAAACCAACCGCCAGAGAUAAGGAGGAAGAUGAUGAUUUAGCUAGGCAGCAAUUGGACCAGCCUUUACCUAAAUCUAUCGCAGAAUACAAAAACCACCCCUUGUACGCCCUAAAACGCCACCUCUUAAAGUUCGAAGCAAUCUACCCUCCAGAACCUCCCACGUUAGGGUUUAUCAGGGGCGAAGCGGUGUAUCCGAGGGGAUGCGUAUUUACGUUACAUUCCAGGGAUAUUUGGCUUAAGCAGGCUAAGGUUGUUAGGCCUGGAGAACAACCUUAUAAAAUUGUCAAGGCCAGACCCAAGUGGGAUAAGCUAUCAAACAAAGCAAUAACUGACUUGAUGCUCGAAAUAUUCGGACCGUGGCAGGUGCAAGAGUACGAUCCGCCUACUGCUGAAAACGGUAUUGUCCCCAGAAAUGCCUAUGGGAACGUGGAUUUGUUUAAAGCGUGUAUGUUGCCCAAGGGAUGUGUCCAUUUGAAGCUUCCUGGAUUAAACAAAAUCGCUAAACGUUUGGAUAUUGACUGUGCGACGGCUGUGAUUGGGUUUGAUUUUCAUAACGGUUGGAGUGUCCCGGUUCUUGAUGGAUUCGUAGUUUGCAAAGAGUUUGAGGAACAGCUUAUUAGUGCCUGGGAAGUGGAACAAGAAGAACUAGAAAAGAAAGAACAAGAUAAGCUGGAAAAACGCGUUUAUGGCAAUUGGAAAAAACUAAUUAAAGGACUCUUGAUUCGGGAAAGACUAAAGGCCAAAUAUGAUUUUGGAAAUCCCUCGAGCAGCACAAGUAAUGAUAAAGGCAAACCAAAGAAAGCUAAACCACCUACGUUUUGUACAAAGAGGAAAUGAUCUGGUUGUUCCACAUUUAUGUUUAAAGGUUACAAAAAUCCAGGUUUACCUCACUCCUUUAUGUUAUGUUCUGUUAUACUAAUAUUAUAAGUCUCGAACGGUAUAAACGUUAAAAAAAAUACGUUUUUUUUUAACUUUUACUUAUACCUUGGAGCCAUCCUGUGUCGUUUAUGUUUUUUUUUUAACACGGAUGCUAAUUUUGUUUAAUUUUUACUUGAUAAAUAAAUAUAUAUAUUUUUUUAAA